GUGUAUCCAGAUGUCGCUCAUUUCCUUUGCAUCUAUCAUUUGUCGAAGACUAUAAUGACGAACUACAAAAAGAACAUUGAGGCAGUGAAAGGGGCAUUUUUUGCUGCGGCAUAUGCGUACACACCUUCCGAGUAUAACCAUCACAUGGAAACCAUUAGAGAUGCCAACAAUGAUGUGUUAAAAUACUUAACAGAAACUAUUGGCAAAGAAAAAUGGUCUCGUUUACAUUGCAAGGCACGUUUCAUAGUCAUGACAUCAAACGCAACAGAAACGAUAAAUUCCACCAUGAAGGUUGCUCGUGAACUUCCAAUUACCCUACUGUUGGAAAGUGUUAGGGGAAUACAACAAGAUUGGAAUGUUAAGAACCGUACUGAAGCCCAAAAUACAUUCACAAAGCUUGCAAAAUUUGGCCAGAAGAUGCUUGAAGAAAAUUACAUAGCAUCUAUGAAAUAUACA
This is a messenger RNA of Striga hermonthica, 456 nucleotides long. Lineage: Eukaryota; Viridiplantae; Streptophyta; Magnoliopsida; Lamiales; Orobanchaceae. The record is from the annotation of a GenBank genome assembly.